Asparagus officinalis (garden asparagus) is the source of this 1365-nucleotide messenger RNA. RefSeq names its product lipid phosphate phosphatase 2-like. NCBI's taxonomy places the organism in Eukaryota, Viridiplantae, Streptophyta, Magnoliopsida, Asparagales, Asparagaceae. Gene Ontology annotation, molecular function: phosphatidate phosphatase activity. Gene Ontology annotation, biological process: phospholipid metabolic process. The record is from RefSeq and is a predicted model, not a curated record. The coding region runs from base 266 to 1201 and encodes 311 amino acids. The transcript has 9 exons.
CACAAAAGGCCUCUAAGUUCUUAGUAUUAGAAGAGGGGGAAUCAAAGAGCUUAGUAACUAAUUGUCAUUAUAAGAACUAAUACCUUCUUCAAUCAUAAUAGAAAAUAUCACAUUUCUCUGUCCUCUUCAUUUGGGUCUGCAGGGUUAUCUCUCUCUCUCUCUCUCUCCUCCCUUUAGGUUUGAAGGGGUCGAAUAAAGUUAAUUCUUCGCGAUAUCUACCACUAAUUCUGAGACCAUCGUAAAUCGACAUUGUGCACAGGAGAAAAUGGCUGAAACCCAUCCGAGCGGUCAUACUCUAAGAUCCCAUGGUGUGAAGGUGGCAAGGAUUCACAUGCACGACUGGAUUAUACUCCUGCUUCUUGUGGUGACUGAAGGCGUAUUGAACAUUAUAGAUCCCUUCUACAGGUUCGUAGGAAAAGAUAUGAUGGCUGAUCUCAAAUACCCUUUCAAGAAGAGCACCGUGCCAUUGUGGGCUAUUCCACUUAUUGCAAUUUUAUUGCCUUUCGCAAUAUUUAGCGGAAUCUAUUUCAAGAGGAGGGAUGUCUAUGAUUUGCAUCAUGCAGUACUGGGUCUUUUGUACGCGGUGCUCAUAACCGGCGUUAUAACGGACGCGAUUAAGGAUGCAGUCGGCCGACCACGACCAGACUUCUUCUGGCGUUGUUUCCCCGAUGGAAAAGAGGCUUAUGAUCUUGCAAGACAUGGAGAUGUAAUAUGUCAUGGAAAUAAGGGUGACAUUAAAGAGGGACAUAAAAGUUUUCCCAGUGGACAUUCUUCAUGGUCAUUUGCUGGUCUAGGUUUCCUAGCGUGGUAUCUUUCUGGGAAGAUCAAAGCUUUUGACAGAAAGGGCCACAUUGCAAAACUCUGCGUCGUAUUUUCUCCUAUUCUGGUUGCAGCUCUUAUUGCGGUUUCUCGGGUUAAUGAUUAUUGGCAUCACUGGCAAGAUGUAUUUGCUGGUGGACUGAUAGGAUUGGUAGUUGCUUCAUUUUGUUAUCUGCAAUUUUUCCCACCUCCUUAUGAUGCACAAGGUUGGGGACCUCAUGCAUAUUUUCGUAUGUUAGCCGACCAGCGCAGAGAUUUACAGCCAACAACACUUGGUUCCCUCAUAUCAAGGCCUCAGGAUUCAGCCGAACAUCGUGCUGAGAUGAACAUGGUGGAUUCAAGCCCAGCCCUUGACCAACUGGAAACGGGCAGGAAACUUUAAGUUUGGAUCGGCGAGUUACAUGAACAGUUGGUGAUCUUUGUUAUUGUGUAAUUAUGUUUUGAAACCCUAAUGUAACUUGAACUUGUAUGUUUAUAUUAUAUGUACACUGUAAGACCCUAAAAAAAAUUUAGUGAUGGGUUGCAAAUUGCAAUGAGCUUUUGACA